CAUGGGCCGAGACGAACCUGGUUGUUGUUAUAAUCAUCGUUUUAGUUGAUGUGAAAAAAAAAAUCAUCGGUGCAACACAAGUGUUGUUUAAAUCCACUAAAGAAUCAGUUAAUUUCUACUAUUCUGUCCUCCAGUGUGAACUACACUAUGGCAAACGUUGAAACAACACCGAAGGGGAGCGUUGAAAACAACAAUGACAAUACAGCGGUGGUUUCUAAUUUGGACCCUGAUAAAUCGAAAGGAGUAGAGUUCGUCUGGACCUUGCAGGCCACCUGGGCUCUGGUUCGCACUCGACUGGCCAUGGACUCCGAGUUUGACCAGCCAGUCUUUAAGAAGAAGAAGCUGUGGGAGACUGUGGCUGAGAGGGUGACGGCCAAUCUCAGAUCUGCAGGGAACCAAGAUGUCACCGUCAAGGCCUAUGAAUGCGACCUAAAAUGGAGAAACAUGCUGGCGACUUACAGGAAGAACGCAGAGAGAGCCAAGAGGCAGGGUGCACAGAGUGUUCACUGGGAGUUCUUUCAGGCCAUGCAUGAAGUUCUGGGAAAAAGCAGGGAAGAGGUAGCAGCGCAGAAGAAACUGAACGGUGCCAAAUUAGACAGAGCUAUAGCGGCUAAAAAAUUCACUCCAAUCCUUCCUACUCCAUCUCUGCCUUCAGCUCCCUAUUCCUCUCGGCCUCCUCAGGAUGUAUUGCAAUUAUACCUAGAGCUGCAGGAGAGGAAGAUGAAUCUCUGGGCACAGCAAAAGGCUUUAGAGGAGAGGAAGAUAGAAGCCAUUAACAACCUGGCCAGAGCCAUCUCCAGCUUAGCUGAGGAAAGUAACUCCCAGUUACCAAAGUAAAGCAGUGGAUAGUUGAUAGCAUGUGGCUCAGAGUGGUGUAGUGUCUUUCUGUGAAUAUUGAACUUUGUCUUGAGACUGCAACUGUCAGGCUGUUCAUGGAGCAAGAGCUCUUGAAUGCAAUGGCUUCCAUCAUGGAUUUUCAUAGAUUUUGAAAAGCUUUACUCUUCCUUU
Megalops cyprinoides (Indo-Pacific tarpon) is the source of this 1008-nucleotide messenger RNA. RefSeq lists its product as uncharacterized. Bases 148 to 837 code for a protein of 229 amino acids. The transcript has 2 exons. The record is from RefSeq and is a predicted model, not a curated record. Lineage: Eukaryota; Metazoa; Chordata; Actinopteri; Elopiformes; Megalopidae.